CGUACAGGGGCGGGCUGGCGGGCCUGUUGGGCCAGCAGGAGGACGGCGCCGGGCCGAGGCCGCUGGACCCACCGUUGGAACCACAGCUGGGUGAAGUCAGUGCUGCUAGGUCUUUGGAGCCAGACCGAAGGGAAGGUCGCGCGCCCCGGGGUGGGUAGCACCAGGCGGCGGCCGUCGGCCGGGCCUCCCGAAGCCUCCUCGAGCCGCUAAUACCGCCCGCGCCUCCCUCCUAGUCCUAGACUUGGCAUUGCCUGUCCCUCUUCGGCUUCCAGACCCGCCUGACCCGCCAUAUUAGGCCCCGACCCCGCCCUCCAUCUCAUUGCCCAUUGCCUCCCCGCCCCUCCGCCGGCCUACCCUCAGUUCAUUGGCCCAGGCUCCCGCUUUCUCCGCCCAAUGUUAGGCCUUACCUCCUCCAGGAUCCACCCUCUCCCCGCCCACCCGCAUAAGCCACGCCCACCAUUCCAACUCUCGCUCCUUUUUGGCUUGUAGGCCGCACCUACUCUGCAUAUGCCCCGCCCCUCACUCCAGGUGCCGCCCACUUAACUGAGGAUCCAGGAUGCCCUCAAGGUGCCUCCGGCCGGCAGCGCCGCCGUGGUCCCGGAGCGCGGCGACAUGCCCGAGCUGGUGGUGACCGCGCUGCUGGCGCCGUCGCGGCUGUCGCUGAAGCUGCUGCGCGCCUUCAUGUGGAGCCUGGUGUUCUCGGUGGCGCUGGUGGCCGCGGCAGUCUACGGCUGCAUAGCGCUCACGCACGUGCUGUGCCGGCCCCGGCGAGGCUGCUGCGGGCGACGUCGGAGCGCGCCCCCCGCCUGCCUGAGCGACCCAUCGCUGGGCGAGCACGGUUUCCUGAACCUCAAGAGCUCCGGCCUGCGUCUGCACUAUGUCUCGGCUGGACGAGGCAACGGACGCCUCAUGCUGUUUCUGCACGGCUUCCCUGAGAACUGGUUCUCCUGGCGAUACCAGCUCCGGGAGUUCCAGAGCCGCUUCCAUGUUGUGGCUGUGGACUUGCGAGGCUAUGGCCCCUCGGAUGCACCUCGGGGUGUGGACUGCUACACAAUCGACCUGCUGCUGGUGGAUAUCAAAGAUGCCAUCCUAGGCCUGGGUUACUCAAAGUGCAUCCUUGUGGCCCAUGACUGGGGUGCCCUCCUUGCCUGGCAUUUCUCCAUCUACUACCCAUCCCUGGUCGAGCGGAUGGUUGUGGUCAGUGGUGCCCCCAUGUCGGUGUACCAAGACUAUUCCCUGCACCACAUCAGCCAGUUCUUCCGUUCCCACUACAUGUUCCUGUUCCAGCUGCCCUGGCUGCCCGAGAAGCUGCUGUCUAUGUCUGACUUCCAGAUUCUGAAGACCACCCUCACCCACCGCAAGACAGGCAUCCCACGCUUGACCCCCAACGAGCUCGAGGCCUUCCUUUAUAACUUCUCACAGCCUGGUGGCCUCACGGGGCCCCUCAACUAUUACCGAAACCUCUUCAGGAACUUCCCCCUGGAACCCCAGGAGCUGGCCACAUCCACGUUGCUGCUGUGGGGGGAGAAGGACACUUACUUGGAGCUGGGGCUGGUGGAAGCCAUCGGCAGCUGCUUUGUGCCGGGCCGCUUGGAGGCCCACAUCUUGCCAGGCAUAGGGCAUUGGAUCCCACAGAGCAACCCCCAGGAGAUGCACCAGUACAUGUGGGCCUUCUUGCAAGACUUGCUGGACUAGCGGUCCUUGCCGCCUGCCCAGGAGGCAUGGAUUCUCAGGAAGGAACACACACCCGUUAUCUGCGUGUGCCUGGGAGUCCAUACAAUGGUGAACUCUUGAAUCGCUCAUAGGCACAGGACUCCUGGAUCUCACACAAGUGCACCUAUGGGUGCCUUGGGACACGUCAACCCCUGUACUCACACACAGGCAUGGAUGCAUGUAUGUGUAACAAAAACUUUGACCCUGGGAACCGGGUAUACCUCUCCUCCAAUGGAGCCAGAUGCCGAGACAGAGUGUCCCACCUCCUCCCUUGCUGGGGCCUCACUCUGCUCUUUGCCAAAGUUGGUUCUCUGCCAUAGCUGCACAAACCUUAAACCCUGACCUUCCUGUCCCUGCCUUCCACCUCCUGCCUGGGUCUUCAGCUCAGUGCUACUCUAAAUACCAUACUGCUCACCACAUUUGGCUACUUCAACUUAAAUGUUAAUUGAAAUGAAAUACAAUGAAAAUGCAGUGCUCAGUCA
This is a messenger RNA of Symphalangus syndactylus (siamang), 2195 nucleotides long. It is a transcript of the gene EPHX3, whose product is annotated as epoxide hydrolase 3. Gene Ontology annotation, molecular function: catalytic activity. Lineage: Eukaryota; Metazoa; Chordata; Mammalia; Primates; Hylobatidae. The record is from RefSeq and is a predicted model, not a curated record.